AUGCUUCCCACAGCGCAGUACCCGUUCACUUGCAUUCGCUACCUUGGCGGGAUUAUCGUCGCAUCCGCCGGGCCAAAUCUUUACACCUUUUCUGCCACCGACGGUCACAAAAUCUCGACAUGGCCUGAGGACAAGUCCAGCACCUCUAAAGAGCCUGAGACGAAUGAAGAUUCUGUUGAGCGCAGUGAGGGGCCGCCAGAGAAGAGAAGGAAGAUUUCUCCCACCAGUGCCGAAAACAAGCCUACCAAUGCGUGGCAGUCCGUUCCCAUUCUAGUCGUCUCUCCGUCCGGUCGUCAUGUAGUUGCAGUAACUGCAGAGGACAAACAUGUGCGAGUCUUUGAGAUAAGUACGGGAGGAGUGUUGACGGAAUCAAGUGACAGACCCGUACCUCGAAAACCCUGUGCAGUGGCAUUCUCAUCCGACGGCGACACACUGAUAUGCGCCGACAAAGGUGGUGAUGUCUUCAGCAUGCCUCUAUUACCCGGCGAAAGCGGGGAAUUUGAACUGGUCGCCCGGACUAGAAAGGUCACCAAACCUGCAGCUAAUCCUCUCGUCGUGCAUACCAAGAGAAACUUGGAUGCUCUUCGCCAGCAGCUUACCCAAAAGACCCCUGAAAUCACUCCGGCAGCUCCCACAGCGAAAAGGGAUGUGCUUUCGGGACAGGUCUCUACGCUUACUGAUAUGGCCUAUGCAAUCGUACCAUCGGGUACAUCGGCUAGUGGCUCGCACACCUAUAUAUUGACAGCAGACCGCGAUGAGCAGAUUCGUGUGUCUCGUGGGCCGCCUCAAACACACGUUAUUGAGGCUUAUUGUCUGGGCCAUGAAUCUUUUAUUAGCACUCUCUGCAUACCACCCACGUUGCCGCACCUUUUAGUCACUGGCGGUGGUGAUGACUCUAUCUUUGUUUGGGAUUGGAGGAAUGGCCAAAUUCUGCACAAAGUAUCAAUUCUUCCAGAAGGAAAGGAUCAGAUCGUCGUAAGGGGCAUUUGGGCCGUGGAGAUUACUGGAAGUUCGUUGGUUGCUAUUUUCGUGGCUAUCGACGGGUCGCACGAACUUUUAAGCUUUGUAUUAGAGGCGAAGGGUUUAAUAGCUCCUCAGGAUUCAAUCAUAACAUCAGGAAACAUCCUCGACGUGGCUUCUAUAGACGAAAACGACAGUAUUCUCGUUUCCGUCGAUAGUUGCCAUGAGCCUGGUUCCAUCAAGGACUGGAGGAACAACUCCGAUGAAGCUUCGGUGCUUGUCGAAGAAUACAUAGUUCGCCUGAAAGAAGGGAAGUUGGUGCUUGACCGUGCAGCAAGUCAGGUAGUCAAUUACAUCAAUAAGCAGGGCACAGCAAGCAUUCUUGCUGGUAUGGACGAAUCCUCAUGGCCCAAGAGCCAGAAGGCAUUCAGUGAGAGAUUGUACAGCUUGCACAAUCUUCGCAAAAGUGUUUCGCAAGGUACCUUUCUAGUCGCAAAAAUGCAGGAACAAUUUGAGCCGUUGAAGAAUGACCUCCUGUUGAGGGCCGCCAAAGGCGAAACUGUCGAGCGGCCGCCGAUAUGGGUAAUGCGACAAGCCGGCCGAUAUCUCCCAGAAUAUCACGAAGCCAAAGGAAACCGCGACUUCUUCGACUGCUGUCGAUCGCCCGAGAUCGCCUCUACCCUCACCCUCCAACCCAUCGAGCGCUAUGCCGGACUCAUCGAUGCAGCCAUCAUCUUCUCGGAUAUCCUCGUCAUCCCGCAAGCAAUGGGUAUGGUCGUUGAGAUGAUUGAUAAAAAGGGCCCUUCUUUCCCCGAACCUCUCGUCUCUCCGGAUGACGGGCAAUACGAGAGAGUGCUCAAGAAGGAUGUUGAUGUUAAGAAGGAACUGGACUAUGUCUACAAAGCCAUUACAUUGACCCGAUUCAAGCUCAAGGGCCGCGUGCCCCUGAUCGGAUUCUGUGGUGCACCCUGGACUCUUCUUUGUUAUAUGGUUGAGGGCGGCGGCACAAAGUUGUUUAUUCAGUCCAAGAAGUGGAUCUACAAAUACCCCAACGAGAGCAAGGCGAUGUUACAGAAGAUUGCAGAGCUGUGCGUUGAGUAUCUUGCGCUACAGGUUGCUGCUGGUGCGCAAUUGGUGCAAGUGUUUGAUUCUUGGGCUGGCGAAUUGUCGCCUGCCACAUUCAAGGAUUUCGCCUUGCCCUACCUUCGCUAUAUUUCGGAGCAUCUACCGAAGCGUCUGCAGGAGCUUGGACUGGAGCGAGUUCCUAUGACUGUCUUUGCAAAGGGUGCUUGGUAUGCGCUUGACGACCUGUGUGAGAGUGGAUACAAUGUCGUCGGAUUGGACUGGUUGCAUGACCCCGCUGAAGCGUACAGCAUCGCGCGCGGCCGUGUGACGUUGCAGGGUAACGCUGACCCGGGUAUUCUGUAUGGUGAUCGUAGCGCUAUUACCAAGACUGUUGAGAAUAUGGUCAAGGGCUUUGGAGGAGGGAAGACGGGAUGGAUUGCUAAUCUUGGUCAUGGAAUUACUCCAUUUGUCAACCCGGAUGAUCUGAAGUUUUUCUUUGAAGAGAUUCACAGACAAUUUCGUUGA
This is a messenger RNA of Talaromyces amestolkiae, 2550 nucleotides long. RefSeq lists its product as uncharacterized. Gene Ontology annotation, biological process: RNA (guanine-N7)-methylation; heme biosynthetic process. The transcript has 7 exons. The coding region runs from base 1 to 2550 and encodes 849 amino acids. The record is from RefSeq and is a predicted model, not a curated record. Gene Ontology annotation, cellular component: cytosol. Lineage: Eukaryota; Fungi; Ascomycota; Eurotiomycetes; Eurotiales; Trichocomaceae. Gene Ontology annotation, molecular function: protein binding; uroporphyrinogen decarboxylase activity.